GGGACACACCUUCCGCUGAUUUUUUUUUUUUUUUGCCACAGUUUACACGGGGAUGCGUCUUUAUUCACAGAAAGUUGUCAUCUGUCCGAGAUCCGAGUCGUUUUUUCAGCGCGCGCAUUUGCAAUCUUGCGGUUUUUAGCGCGUAAAGGUACCCGAGGCUGCUUGCGCUCCAGCUGGAAGAUGACCGGGGUUUUUGAGAACUUGAAUACCGAUAUGCAUUCGAACCAGAUUACCUCAAGCAAUUACCACAGCUUGCACAAAUCGCAGGAGUCGCCGACGCUGCCCGUGUCCACGGCGACGGACAGCAGCUACUACAACAGCCAGCAGCCGGGCCACUGCGCCGGGUCUCCGUUUGGACAGCUCGGCACCUACCAGUACCACGGCAGCGCCGCCAGCUCCGUGCCCUACAACGCAAAGUCGUACGAGCUCGGCUUCAACUCGUCUUAUGGCGCGUACGGCUCCUACGCCUCCAACCCCUCUCCAAAUCCUGCCGACACAGAGAAAGAAGAGAGCGAGCCAGAAAUCCGGAUGGUUAAUGGAAAACCAAAGAAGGUCAGGAAACCUCGAACCAUUUAUUCCAGUUUCCAACUGGCUGCACUUCAGCGGAGGUUUCAGAAGACGCAGUAUUUGGCUCUGCCAGAACGGGCCGAGCUGGCAGCCUCCCUGGGCCUUACGCAAACACAGGUCAAAAUCUGGUUCCAAAACCGCCGCUCCAAGUUCAAGAAGUUGUGGAAAAGUGGAGAAAUCCCUCCAGAACAACAUGUUGCUUCCAGUGAAUCUCCCCCGUGCACGUCCCCGCCAACCACCGUCUGGGACUUUCCACAGACUCAAAGAAUGAACAGUGUCAGCUCGAGUUUACCUCAGAGCAGCAGCCCUCCCAACACGACUGCGCCUUCCUCCUUUUUGGCAAACUACUCCUGGUACUCAACCACGAACUCUACGACGCAUCUGCAGCCUCCUCUGGUCCAGCACCACCACAACGCCGCCCUCAGCGCCGGGACAAUAUUCUGAAAUCAAACAAACAAACAAACAAAAAAAAAAAAAAAAAAAAAAAAAAAAAUGAGAAGAAAGAAAAAGAAAGACAGAAACGCCGGGUUUCAAUCGGACAA
Molecule: messenger RNA, 1109 nt
Organism: Salarias fasciatus (jewelled blenny)
Lineage: Eukaryota; Metazoa; Chordata; Actinopteri; Blenniiformes; Blenniidae
Gene: dlx2a
Product: distal-less homeobox 2a
Exons: 3
Coding region: 181-1011 (276 amino acids)
Biological process (GO): embryo development; cell differentiation; negative regulation of transcription by RNA polymerase II
Molecular function (GO): DNA-binding transcription factor activity, RNA polymerase II-specific; RNA polymerase II cis-regulatory region sequence-specific DNA binding
Source: RefSeq, a predicted model, not a curated record